Messenger RNA from Nerophis lumbriciformis (worm pipefish), 1782 nucleotides. The record is from RefSeq and is a predicted model, not a curated record. Lineage: Eukaryota; Metazoa; Chordata; Actinopteri; Syngnathiformes; Syngnathidae.
AUGGCGCCGCUCUCACAACUUCUUCUUUUGAUGACCUUUUCCGGCCUUCUUUGUGAACUGGCCGGGGUGCGCUCCUUCGCGGCGAAAGGGGAAACGGAGCUGCGGAUCGUCGGCGGUCAGGAGGCCUGGGCGCACUCUUGGCCGUGGCAAGUGUCGCUCCGCUUCGCCGGCAUGCCGGCGUGCGGCGGCGCCGUCCUCUCGCCGCUCUGGGUGAUCUCGGCCGCCCACUGUUUCAAAAGGUUCCACAAGGCUUCCUUCUGGACGGUCCUAGCGGGAAAACACGACCUGGACCACCCCGAUGAGAAGGGACAGCAGGCGGAGGGUUACGAGCGCGCCGCCGUCAAUCGGGUUCAGGUGGCGGGCGUGUCGGCCAUCGUCAGCCAUCACCGCUACAACUCCGGCACCAAAGAAUUUGACGUGGCUCUGCUGAGGCUGGAGCGAGCGCUGGCCUUCGACGGCUCCGUGCGACCCAUCCACGUGUGGACGUCGUCGUUGCCCGUCGGGGAGAAGUGCGCCGUCACCGGCUGGGGGUCCACGCGGGAGAACGGGCCUCGAGUGUCGCGACUGCAGGAGGUCAACGUCACCGUGCUGACCUCCGACCUCUGUCGGCGCUACUACAAAAGCAGGCUGCGGACACGCAUGUUCUGCGCGGGACAGGAAGGGGGCGACGUCGACGCGUGUCAGGGCGACUCCGGCGGUCCGCUUUCCUGCUACGCCAACGGGCGCUUCCGUCUAUUGGGCGUUGUGAGCUGGGGCGUGGGCUGCGGUCGGGCCAGAAAACCCGGCGUCUACAGCAGACUCGGCCAGUACGCUAGCUGGAUCGCAGAGGUCGUCGGUAGGUAUUCCGGCAAAAGUCGAACGCUUUUCGCCGCCUUCUCUCAUUCGGCCGGGCACACGGCGUCUUUCAGAAAACCAGGAAUUGGGCUACGCGGACAAGCCUGGCGAAGGUACGCCUCGUCGACUUUUCGGCGCGACGCCGGGCUAACGUCGAGCCGAUCCCGCGCAGAAGACCCGUGCGGGAAGCGGCGUCGGUCCGGCUGCCGGAACCCCCGGAUCCCGGCGGGUCUGUCGAUAGCAGAGGACGGGCGGGCCCGGGCGGAGAACGUGACGGCGGCGUGUCCGGGGGCGUGGCCCUGGCAGGUCAGCCUCCAGGCCAACGGCGUCCAUUACUGCAGCGGGGUUCUGCUUCGCCGACGCUGGGUGCUGGCCGCGCGACACUGCCAAGUCAGGGCGGGAGAGGACGUGGCGGUCCUGGGGGCCCACGACCUCGGCUUGUCUUUGUCUCAAAUGGUGCCGGUGGAGCGUGUCGUGGAGCCUCCUCAGGAAGACGGCUUCCCUCCCAAAGAUGACCUCGCGCUGCUCCGGCUCGCCCUCCCCGCCAGGCUGGGUCCCGGCGUGACGCCGCUUUGCCUGCCGGAAGAGGACGAGGUGCUGGACGACAGCUGGACCUGCCUCAGCGCCGGCUGGGGGACGACGUCCGCCACGGCCGGCCUCAAAUCCGAAGAUCUCCACCAAGCCCGCGUCCUAUUGGUGGGGCGCGGCGAGUGUCGGGCCAAGUGGGGCCGGAGCCCGGUCGACGACGCCCACGUGUGCGCCCACCCCGUCGCCGGCGCCGCCUGCACGGGCGACUCGGGAGCGCCGCUGUUCUGUCAAAAGCGCGGCGCCUACUUCCUGUUCGGCCUGCUGACGUGGGGCAGUCGCCGAUGCGACCCCGACAAGCCGGCCGUCUUUUCCAAAAUGACCGAUUACGUCUCGUGGAUCGACGAGGUGACGGAAGCCUAA